Molecule: messenger RNA, 666 nt
Organism: Diplodia corticola
Lineage: Eukaryota; Fungi; Ascomycota; Dothideomycetes; Botryosphaeriales; Botryosphaeriaceae
Product: microsomal signal peptidase 25 kda subunit
Exons: 3
Coding region: 1-666 (221 amino acids)
Biological process (GO): protein targeting to ER
Cellular component (GO): membrane; signal peptidase complex
Source: RefSeq, a predicted model, not a curated record
AUGCCGGACCAGCAGAAGAUCGCAGUUUAUUCCGUCCCCGACCUCAAGAACACCACGGACGAUGCACUGCCCAAUUACCUGAACUCCCUGAAGUUCCGCCAAUCCCACCGGUUCACUGAUGUGCGCCUCGCUCUCGGCUACACGGCUGUCAUCAUCGCCGGCGCUCUCUUCUACUUCGACUACAAGUUCGGCUGGGACGCAACAAAGGCAUACACAGGCCCGGCUGUGCUGGCAUACUUCGCUUUGAAUAGCGCUUUCAUGUACUGGAUGUACUUUGUGGAGAAGGGCAUGGUGUACUCGGGCGAGAAGGAUGGCAUGAAGCUGGAGAUUGCUUCGCGAGUCGAGAAGAACAUGCCAAUCUACCACUUGACCGUUCGCUUCGCUUCGGGGGAUAAGAAGAAUGCCAAGAACAACCUCUGGCAGGAGAUCCACCUCCAAGCCCCCUUCACGAACUGGUUCACGACCGACGGCUACUUCGCCACCAAGCCUUUCCAGCAGUUCAUCGCGUCCGAGAUCCCGAUCGUCGGGGCAGCGGAUCCAAACAACGUGGUCGAGGAGAUUGGUCGGGGUUCCGGCGCCAACGAGAUGCGCGUGGACGGCGGCAACGUGCAGGAUGUGCUCAGCCAGCUGAAGGCGGCCGGCGCCAACGCGAGGAGGAGGGGCUGA